AUGGUUUCUCGGCCCGAGCUGAGACAUGCCCGGCCCCAUCCCAGCGAGUACAUGGGAGAGGCCUCGAGUCAGCAGCCCCCCACUGCUGACAGAGGUAAGGGCACCCACAAAAAUGACAGCAAGGCCCCUGUCACCAAGAUUGAACUUCUGCCAUCCUACUCCACAGGUGCACUGAGAGAGGAGCCCCCAGAAAUGGAUGACCCCUGGGACCUGCCUGAACUUUGGGACACUGGGAUCAAGUGGUCAGGGAAGGUGGCCGGACAGUUCCUAAGCAACAACUCCAUUAUGUCGAACCCUGUGGCCGGGUUGAUGAUCGGGGUGCUGGGAUGAGUCCAGCCUGUCUUGGGCCCUGUGGGCACCUGCCCAGGCUGCCUUCCUAAACUUGCUAAUGCCGCUUUCCUCCCUCCAGUGCUGACCGUGCGGGCAGCCAUCCCCAUCAUCAUGGGGGCCAACAUUGGGACCUCAAUCACCAACACCAUCGUGGCGCUCAUGCAGGCGGGAGACCGGAGCGAGUUCAGGAGGGCCUUUGCAGGUGCCACCGUGCACGACUUCUUCAACUGGCUCUCCGUGUUUGUGCUCUUGCCCCUGGAGGCUGCCACCCAUUACCUGGAGCUCCUGACCAACCUGGUGGUGGAGACCUUUCACUUUAAGAGUGGAGAAGAUGCCCCAGCACUUCUGAAAGUCAUCACAGAUCCCUUCACGAAGCUCAUUAUCCAGCUGGAUAAAAAAGUUAUCAACCAAAUUGCCAUGAAUGAUAAAACAGCCCAAGACAAGAGUCUGAUCAAGAUAUGGUGCAAAACUUUAACCAGCGUGACUCAGAUGAAUGUCACCAUCCCCUCCCCUGAAAAUUGCACCUCCCCUUCUCUCUGUUGGAUGAACGAGACCCACACUUGGACCAUAAAGAACGUGACCUACCGGGAGAACAUUGACAAAUGCCGGCAUAUCUUUGUAAAUUUCAACCUCCCGGAUCUUGCUGUGGGCAUCAUUCUGCUCAUAAUCUCCUUGCUGGUCCUCUGCGGCUGCCUGGUCAUGAUUGUCAAGAUUCUGAGCUCCAUGCUUAAAGGAAAGGUCGCUGUUGUCAUCAAGAAGACUAUCAACACUGACUUCCCCUUCCCCUUUGCCUGGGUGACUGGCUACCUGGCCAUCGUCGUGGGGGCGGUCAUGACCUUCAUCGUGCAGAGCAGCUCUGUGUUCACGUCUGCCCUGACCCCGCUGAUCGGUAUCGAUGUGAUAAGCAUCGAGAGGGCAUAUCCGCUCACGCUGGGCUCCAACAUCGGCACCACCACCACGGCCAUCCUGGCCGCCUUGGCCAGCCCAGGCGAUAGAUUGCGGAGCUCCCUCCAGAUCGCCCUGUGCCACUUUUUCUUCAAUGUCUCUGGAAUGAUGAUAUUUUACCCGAUCCCAUUCACUCGCCUGCCCAUCCACCUGGCCAAAGGUCUGGGAAACAUCUCGGCCAAGUACCGCUGGUUCGCCAUCUUCUACCUGAUCUUCUUCUUCUUCCUGAUCCCGCUGUCGGUGUUCGGCCUCUCGCUGGCCGGCUGGCCGGUGCUGGUGGGCGUGGGGGUGCCCAUCCUCUUCGUCCUCCUCCUGGUGGUGUGUCUCAAGCUCCUGCAGUCCCGCUGCCCCCGCAUCCUGCCUAAGAAGCUCCAGAACUGGAACUUCCUGCCCCUGUGGAUGCACUCGCUGAAGCCCUGGGACAGCGUCAUCUCUUCAGUCACCAGUCUGUGCCAGAGGCGCUGCUGCCGUGUGUGCUGCCUGAUGUGUGGCUGUGGCAGGUGCUGUCGCUGCAGCAAGUGCUGUGAGGACCUGGAGGAGGUGCAGGAGGAGAUUCAGGGUCUUGGGGAGAAGGAGGCAGAGGAGAGGGAGCCCGGGCAGCCCCUGCUGGGAUCUCACGCAGCUGGAGUUGGGGCGCGGGGUGCGCGCGCCAGGGCGCGCGAGGCGCCCGCGGGGCGUGGGGCCAUGCGGGCUGCGGCCACCGUCUGA
Otolemur garnettii (small-eared galago) is the source of this 1983-nucleotide messenger RNA. RefSeq names its product sodium-dependent phosphate transport protein 2B-like. Gene Ontology annotation, cellular component: brush border; vesicle; apical plasma membrane. NCBI's taxonomy places the organism in Eukaryota, Metazoa, Chordata, Mammalia, Primates, Galagidae. Gene Ontology annotation, biological process: intracellular phosphate ion homeostasis; sodium-dependent phosphate transport. The record is from RefSeq and is a predicted model, not a curated record. The transcript is spliced from 12 exons. Gene Ontology annotation, molecular function: sodium:phosphate symporter activity.